This is a messenger RNA of Volvox carteri f. nagariensis, 570 nucleotides long. The record is from the annotation of a RefSeq genome assembly. Lineage: Eukaryota; Viridiplantae; Chlorophyta; Chlorophyceae; Chlamydomonadales; Volvocaceae.
AUGCCGCGCUUCAGCAGCACCCUGCUGCUGCUUGUCGUAGCGGUCGCCGUUUCCGCGUUCAUCGUCGACACAUGCGCCGCUGAUGGCGACAGCAGCCGGCGCUUGCUGGCAUCAGGUAGGUGUGCCGUCAUUCAAGCAGGCUGCCCGUACACCAUUCAAGCUGGUGACACCUUUUGGGCGAUCGCUCAGCGGCGCGGCACCACCGUGGACGCCAUUCAGUCCUUGAACCCGGGAGUUGUCCCCUCCGGGCUGCAAGUCGGCCAGGUCAUCAAUGUGCCGUGCUCAGGAGGAGGGGGCUGCCCGUACACCAUUCAAGCUGGUGACACCUUUUGGGCCCUUGCCCAGCGGCGCGGCACCACCGUGGACGCUAUUCAGUCCUUGAACCCGGGAGUUAACCCCGCCGGGCUGCAAGUCGGCCAGGUCAUCAAUGUGCCGUGCGGCCCUUGAGGUCCUCCAUGCAGUGGUGGUAGCAAAGUCCUUUACUCGGGAUCAGGCAGUGGCACCUACUACUACGACCUGCGCACCACGUGCCCCCAAAACCCCGGUGGCUUCCCAGAGAACAACGGCUAC